GUGAGUAGGAAAAGAGCGUAUUUUAUUGUAUUUCUUCGUUCUUACAUUCUUGCAUUCAUUUUCAAUUCCCUAAUAAAAAUCCGCCCCAUAAUCAUAUCAUCGUUUCCAACACCACCGUCCGCCUUUCUCCUACCCCUUCCUUUUCCCCCUUUUUUUUUUCCAUUUUAUUUUCCUAUUUAUUCUGAUUGGUUUCUCUCGAAUUUUCAUCAUCGGUUAUAUGGGUUGUUGCCCUUCUUGUUGAUGCAACCAAAAGAUUACCCAGAAAGAAGAAAAAAUUAAAACUAAAAAGAGCUGCAGCUUCAGAUAAGGUUCAUUGAAUUUUUUUCCCAUUCCAUUUGUAAAAUAAAUCGAGGAUUAAUAAUGGGUUUCAUCCGCUGAGGAAGAAAGAUCUGUUUUUUUGAUCGGACCCUUUGAAUCCAUCAUCCCGAUUAUAGCUUUUUAGUUUUAUUUAUUUAUUUGUUUCUGUGGUGGGUUGGUUGGCAGCUGCUUCAGGUACGAUCCAUUUCUCCCAUUCUUUCAUUCAAUGUUUGAUGUUUUGUUUAGUUUGAAAUUUCAUGUUGUCCGAUGAUCGGUUCUAGUAGUUGGGCUGAUUUCCUUUUCUAUAUGUUUGCUUAAUUUUUUGGUUGGUUUAGUUGAAGUUUUUGUGAUUGACCCUUUUCUUUACUUUAUUCUAUGAUAUUUACUUAGUAUUGCGCGAUUUUGUUGGCUUAUGAAUGACAUGGAGUUUGAUUGUGCUGAAAUAAUGGAAAGAAGAAACUCUAGAGAUUUUUUUUUUUCUGGAUGGAUAGAGAUAAUGACGGAAUUCUUUGUACUGCAUUUAAUUGUCAUGCUACUUUUGAGCUGAAAAUUUCAUUGUCCUAGAGAAGGGGAUGUUUGAUUUGGAAGCUUUAUUGGUCCGGUCUUAACAUUGAUAUUUUUGUCGAAGCUUUAUGUUCAGGACAUUUCACUUCUGUAAUGUGCAUUUGGAUUGCCCUUUUGGAAACUUGACUGGAGAAAAGUAGGGUUCUUGUUGGAUUUUCCCCAAGCAUUAACUAAUGUGGAAGAAUGUUUGAAUGUCCUUUGUGGGGGCCUGUAAAAAUCCAAUCAUUAUCGGAGUAUUAUCACCAUUUAUUCAUUACAGUAUCCGCUCAUCGUUUUUACACGAAGCCAUGGGGGUUUGCGAGAUCAACUCAAAUUUGAUCCUUUUUGGAAACUAGAGUUAAGAAAAGUAGGCUCCUUGAUGGUUGUUGCUAAGUUGUAAUUAGAGCUAUUUGCGUCGUGUGGGCUUGUUGAAAGUGUCCUUUCGUGGCUUUCAGAAUCCAAUCUUUUGCACUGCGGCUGCUUUCAAUUAUUAGUUUAAGCAUUCUAUACAUGCCAGUUACUAUCUGUUCGACUUUCCUGUUUUUAUUUCCUCAUUUUUUCUGGCUGAUGAAGUUCCUUGCAGGAAAGGCCAAAGGGUAAUCAAGCUGACUCUGACUUGCAUGGGUGACGAUGCCAGAGCUGCAGAGCGGAGCACGGAGAUCUAAGCGGCUUACUGAUCUCCAGCCUGCCACACAACCUGCUAACCAAGAAGAAAAUUGGCUCGUGCAACCCACUCAGAAUAACAGAACCAGAAGAAGAGGAGGAAGAGGGAGAGGUAAUGCUGCAGCUGCUGUAAAAGGGCUUGCAGCAGCAGCAACAACUUCCAGGCCCGCGGGUAGAGGCCGGGGCGGGAUUCGGUUGAUAGAUUUAGAUCCAGAGCCACCCGUUAAGGCGGCCGUACCUCAAGCAGUCGUCGCCCCUGUUGGUGCUGGGGAAGCAGCUUUUAAUAGAGUAGAAGGGGCUGCUGAUAAAGAUAACGCAAUGGAGGGUGGAAGCGCCGACAAAAUUCUUGGAGCCGAAGAAGAAGGAAGCACCACUCCGGUACCUGAGAGGGUACAAGUGGGAAAUUCUCCUGCAUAUAAGACUGAAAGGAAGUUGGGCAAAGGUGGCUUCGGCCAAGUCUAUGUUGGCCGACGGGUUAGUGGAGGCUCUGAAAGAACAGGGCCUGAUGCAGUGGAGGUUGCACUGAAGUUUGAACACCGGAACAGUAAGGGCUGCAAUUAUGGCCCUCCUUACGAAUGGCAAGUUUACAACACCUUAAAUGGAUGUUAUGGGAUACCAUGGGUUCACUACAAGGGCCGUCAAGGAGAUUUUUACAUCCUGGUUAUGGACAUGCUCGGACCCAGUCUUUGGGACGUUUGGAAUUCCUUGGGCCAAUCGAUGUCACCAAGUAUGGUUGCCUGCAUUGCUGUGGAGGCAAUCUCUAUUCUUGAAAAGCUUCAUUUGAAAGGUUUUGUGCAUGGAGAUGUGAAGCCUGAGAACUUUUUACUAGGUCAACCUGGGAGUCCUGAUGAGAAGAAGCUAUAUCUCAUAGAUCUUGGUUUAGCUUCACGAUGGAAAGAUGCAUCAUCCGGCCACCAUGUUGACUAUGACCAGAGGCCAGACAUAUUCAGGGGAACCAUACGGUAUGCAAGUGUUCAUGCACAUUUAGGUCGAACUGGAAGCCGAAGGGAUGACCUUGAAUCUCUGGCUUACACACUGAUAUUCCUUAUAAAGGGAAGGUUACCAUGGCAAGGGUAUCAGGGUGACAACAAGAGUUUUCUUGUUUGCAAAAAGAAGAUGGCCACUUCCCCGGAUUUGAUGUGCUGUUUUUGCCCGGCCCCAUUCAAACAGUUUCUUGAAGCUGUGACGAAUAUGAAGUUUGACGAGGAGCCUAACUAUUCAAAGUUGAUAUCUUUCUUUGAUAGUCUUAUUGAACCAUGCACAAUAUUGAGACCAAUAAGAAUCGAUGGAGCUCUCAAGGUUGGGCAGAAGCGGGGAAGGCUUCUCAUUAACUUAGAAGAAGAUGAACAACCAAAGAAAAAAGUACGUCUCGGCAGCCCUGCGACACAGUGGAUCUCAGUCUAUAAUGCACGAAGACCUAUGAAGCAGCGAUACCACUAUAAUGUUGCUGACUCUAGACUUCGUCAGCAUGUGGACAAGGGCAAUGAAGAUGGUUUAUACAUUAGUUGUGUUGCUUCAGCUGCAAAUCUCUGGGCCCUCAUUAUGGAUGCAGGAACUGGCUUCUCUGCACAGGUUUACGAGCUUUCAGCCGUCUUCCUUCAUAAGGAUUGGAUCAUGGAACAGUGGGAGAAGAACUUCUAUAUCAGCUCAAUAGCUGGCGCUGCUAAUGGAAGUUCUUUAGUUGUUAUGUCAAAAGGAACUCCUUACACCCAACAGUCCUAUAAAGUGAGCGAAUCUUUUCCAUUCAAGUGGAUCAAUAAGAAGUGGAAGGAAGGCUUCCACGUCACGUCUAUGACCACUGCUGGCAGUCGCUGGGGGGUUGUCAUGUCCAGAAAUUCUGGAUUCUCUGAGCAGGUUGUGGAGCUCGAUUUCUUGUACCCUAGUGAAGGAAUUCACCGAAGAUGGGAAAGUGGCUACAGGAUAACAUCUAUGGCGGCCACUACUGACCAAGCAGCCUUUAUAUUGAGCAUUCCAAGGCGUAAAAUGGUGGAUGAGACUCAAGAGACGUUACGCACAUCUGCAUUUCCUAGUAACCAUGUAAAGGAGAAAUGGUCAAAAAAUCUGUACAUUGCAUCCAUUUGCUAUGGCCGAACUGUAUGUUGAAAAGGACGAGCCAGCCACCCCUGGAGGUGUUGUACUACUUUACCUCUGGGAAUUUUCUGGUCAUCCCCGGCCUAAUUGUUGUAAAUUUCACCUCUAUGCCCCGUGUAAGAUGGAGAAAAAAAGCGUGAAGGGGGGAAAAAGGGUAAAAAGAAAAGAAAGAAUGAAAAGAGAGGGCCAAUGGGAGCUUGUUUUGUCGAGAAAGAAACAAGUACUCGCCCUCUUAACUCAACCACAUCAUCAUAUUUGUUUUACUACUGGCUUUGUUGGGAAACCAAUGAGGUAAAAUUGUUGAGACUUCCAUUGGGAACCUCAAAAGACGAGUAAUUGUGACCAUGAUUAUAAAUUUUUGAAACCAUUAUUUUUGAUGAGUUUGCUAACUAUUUUUUAUUUAUGAUUUUUAUUUCGCGAUGACCUCUUUUCUGCCUGCCCUAUGAAGUUGUAAUGGUGGUAUCUAAUAACUUUAUGGUUGUAGGGUGUUUGCAGAACUGAAGGUUCAUUUGAAUCAAUUGAAUCUGUCUUUAUUUUGAACUUUGGUUGGAUUGAGUUUAUACAAAAAGUAGGUUUAGAUGCCAGUAGCCAGUAAGGAUCUCAUUUAGGUCGUUUUUUUUUUGUUUUUUGUUUUUUGUUUUUUGUUUUUUGUGGAUUCUUGUUGGAAAAUAUUAUGUUGGGUUUGAAAUUGUUUUCCACAAGAUGAAUGUAAUGUCCUUUUUGAGUCCCAAUCCUCGUCUACUCUUUUAUUUCCCCACUGGAUCUUUCUUUUCAUACAAUUUCGUGAGGGAUGUGAUGCCAACUGGGAAACAAUUUGUUAAAACUUGUUGUGAUGAGGAUUUUGCUCAAAUCAUGUGUACUUUUCUUU
Molecule: messenger RNA, 4462 nt
Organism: Oldenlandia corymbosa var. corymbosa
Lineage: Eukaryota; Viridiplantae; Streptophyta; Magnoliopsida; Gentianales; Rubiaceae
Source: the annotation of a GenBank genome assembly